Drosophila biarmipes is the source of this 3184-nucleotide messenger RNA. RefSeq names its product guanylate kinase-associated protein mars (gene mars). Gene Ontology annotation, biological process: centrosome localization; chromosome segregation; mitotic spindle organization. The coding region runs from base 184 to 2958 and encodes 924 amino acids. Lineage: Eukaryota; Metazoa; Arthropoda; Insecta; Diptera; Drosophilidae. The record is from RefSeq and is a predicted model, not a curated record. The transcript is spliced from 2 exons. Gene Ontology annotation, molecular function: microtubule binding. Gene Ontology annotation, cellular component: nucleus; cytoplasm; spindle pole centrosome.
CAAUACCAAAACGGUAAUGUACCGUUCGCGGCCGCAUGGUAUUUGCCGUUGACUUUCGCCUGGUCACACCGCAGGACGCUUCGCCAUUUUAUUUUAAAUUAAAAGAUAGGAGACGCUUCGCCGGAAUACUCAGCACUACUAUUCAAUUCCAACAGGGUACUUUCGCACGUCAGAAUAGUCGCCAUGCAGCGCCACAAGGAACUGUACAAGGAGCAAUCGCUGGUUCUGAGCCCGCGCAACCAUUGCCAGGAGAACCGAAAUCGGUUGCAAGCAGCGCGCGCCAAAAAGCGGGAGGAUUGUUUUUACCAGAACCGCAUCAUCAGUGUGAGUCCCACGCCCGGCAAAAAGAAGCCAUGUGUGGCGGUCCAAGAGGCUGUCUCCCAGGAGAACGUGGUUCCUGGCCUGCAGGGUCAACAGCACCCUGAGCCGGAAAAGAAGGACGUAUUGGAGAAGCCACCGCAACCAACCGCAAAACCCACUCGCCAGUCUGUAUUCCUUAAGCGCUACACGGAAUGGAAGAACGCGAGGAGCAAGGAGCAUAAGACACGGGAGCAAUCGCGUCGGGGGGCAGCUAUUAGAGCGCCUCCUGUCAAUCAAUCAAAAGCCUUUCCCAAGUCAGAAACAUUCCGAGUUCCCGACAACCUGGCUACUACCAAGCAGAAGGAGGCAGUUGUGCUCCAGCCGAGCAAGCGUUGUUCGCUCUACGUGAUUGCCAAUCCCGUAAACAACAUUAAGGGAAAGGCGUCCGCAGCCACCUAUUCAUCAAAUUCAGCUUCUUCGGUUAUCAAGCCGAUGUCUGCAGCUCUCCUUGUUGGCAAGACAGCGCCCGCUGCACCUCCUUCCAAAAAUGUGACUUCAGCUCCUGCAGCAAAACCAGUGACUGCCGCUUUGAAGAGGCAGAAGGCAACUCCUGCUACAAAGCCAAGUGCUCCCCGUCAGACCACGAAUCCGGUAGCUUUAGCCAGGCAGAAAGCAGCUGCUCGACCCCUUCCCACUGCCAGUGGCAAUACCAGGGACAGGAUGGCAGCAUCUGAAGCCAAGAAUAACAAUAAAGUAAAAACGGACCCAGUGCGGCCACAACCUUCAGGAACCAGCUUGAAAGCAAGAGUUCCUGCGUCUACGGUGCCAAGAGUAGCUAGACUGGCAAAUGUGAUGUGUCAGCCGUUCGAUAAACCUUCUGUAAGCAGAGCGCCGGUUACAGAUCGGGCGAACGUGGUGAAGCCGCAAUCCAUUCGUGGCGGAGGUGGUGCCGUUGGAAAAUUUAAGGACUCGUCCGGAGUUGCCAGAAAAACUGUUGGUAAUUCCAUGCGUAUGAAGGCCAUCAAUCAGAAAAAACAGUACACAAAGCUGCAGGACAACGUCAAAAAGCUUCCUCAGCUCAAAGCAGAGUUGCUGCAGGCAGCUACACUUGAGAUACCGCCACUCACGCCGCUGGAGGAGAUCCCCUUCCUCGACCAUGCCACAUCCACCCAGUGCAAGACCAAUAAAAGCAGCAGCAAUCUUCUGGAGGCUUUUGGUGACAUCUUGCUGAGUCCGGUGGCACCGGCUCAAAAUGCGGAAGAUAGUACAGUCAAGAGGCAAUUGUUGCCGGCGGAUGAGGCCGAACUGCCAGCUCCGGUGGCAAAGAAAAAAUUCGACUUCUCGCGUUACUCUGUGGCUAACUCACCAGCGGAGGACUCUCUAAUCUUAGAUUCCCAACAGUCGACCCUUAAGAAAAUUGUCGGAGAUUCUACUUUGGUGCCAGAAACGGAGAAGACACCUCCACGCCGUGAGUCCAACGGAAUGCCGAACUAUCUUAGCCCGUUUGUGAGCGUCUCCCGCGGGAAGGUAAACUCUCGCUGCGAAAAGGAAAAGCGGAACAGUUUCUACCUGUCCGACGAGGAGUCGCCGUUGGAAGUUCGCCGUGCCAUCGAGUCCGUUCUGUACUUCAGGCUACAGCUGGAGAAUGAGAUCGCGCGACUCCAAACCCUGUGCAGCGAAUGGGAGGCGUAUAGCAAGCAAAACGAGGAACUUUUGCGGGAAACGGGGGGCAUAGAUAUGAUAAACGUGACCAUCGGGCAGACACGGCUGUUAACCACUAAAAAAAUGAUGCAAUUUAGCGGUCUGAUCGAUCGUUGCGAGGCCGGCGCCACAGGCAAGAACCGCCAACCAAACGAUGGAAGCGAAGACACAAAGCCGGUACAGGCGGAGGAUCUGGAGGGAUGGUGGGACAUGUUGCGCCUGCAGAGCGAGAACGUGGACAAGCGAUUCGAAAAUUUGAAGCGUUGGAAGGCCAACGACUGGCACGAUCCGGAUGCAUUGGCUGAGGAACCCAUUCAGCCAAAGCCGAAGCCUAAGAUUAAUCGCAACAUGAAGGUCAAGUCAAAGGCCAAGCCAUCCAGCAAUCUGAAGCAGUUUCUGCGCAAAGCCCAUGCCAAUUUAAAAAAGAAGGUUGAGGAGCCGCCGAUGGAUGACGGCGCUCCUUCGACUUCCUCGCGAGUCAGCUCGCCACGGGUAAUUGUGGUUCGUAAUCGUAGGUCCUUUUCGCCUGCUCGCACUGUUCUCCGUAUGUCCAGCGGUGAGGGACGUCAAUCCAUUGCGCCAAAUGCGCUUCUGAAAUCAGCUAUUCUUGCGGCCGCCGAGCAGAAUGCGACCAAGACACCGCCGCCACAAACGCGAACCUCCAUCCUUAAAACGCCGGGAACUAUAAAACGGCAGAGCCGAGCCGUCCUCUUCAGUGCCAAGAAGAGCGUACGCCGCUUCCAGUUCACCUACGAGGAGGGCAACCUUAGCAACGACGAGACGUUGGGCGCCGACAAGCUGGAAGAUUGUGAGGAAGAUAUGUCGCUGGAGGCUUCCUCGGAACGUCGAUCCAUUGAGCAGGAUCCAGAAACGGAUCAAGCCAAUGGAAAAACCCCUCGCACUUAUACUCUGCGCAACCGGCGAGUGAAUCUGCGUCCUUCGUCAGAGUUCAUGUAGGGUUGGGCUUAUGUAUAGAAUUGUUUAUAUUUGUAGUCCUUAGUUUAAUUUUAUUACGGAGAGCCAUUAGGUGUUAAUUGUUCAAGAUGUUUAAAUGUAUAAUUGACUCUUUAAAUAUUCGAUGUUAACGUUUUGUGAAAAUUUAAUCGUCUUAGUUCUCAUAAGUUUUCCAAAAUAUCUUGAUAUAUGUAGUUUACACAACAAAAUCAAUAAACCAUGAAUUAAA